Messenger RNA from Pimephales promelas (fathead minnow), 11251 nucleotides. NCBI's taxonomy places the organism in Eukaryota, Metazoa, Chordata, Actinopteri, Cypriniformes, Leuciscidae. The record is from RefSeq and is a predicted model, not a curated record.
AUCUUAUGUCAUGGCUGAAGCAGUGAGCCUACAGGACCAAUUGGAGGAAGGUUUCGAGGAUGAAUUCGGAGAAAUCAUAAAAACUCGAUCAGAUGAAAGAGAAGAUGUUCAAAAGAAAACCUUCACGAAAUGGAUAAACUCACAGUUUGCUAAGACAAGACGACCCCCUGUUGAUGACCUCUUUACCGAUCUGUGUGAUGGCCGACGUCUUCUUGAACUCCUGGAGGUUCUGGUUGGCCAUGAACUAGUUAAAGAACGUGGUUUCACUCGAGUGCACUCCCUCAACAAUGUUAACAGGGCCCUGCAGAUCCUUCAGAAGAACAAUGUUGAUCUUGUGAACAUCGGAGGAGCUGAUAUUGUAGAUGGGAAUCAUAAACUGACCCUGGGACUCAUCUGGAGCAUCAUUCUCCACUGGCAGGUUAAGGAUGUGAUGAAAGAUGUCAUGGCAGACUUACAGCAGACCAACAGUGAAAAGAUUCUGUUAAGUUGGGUCAGGCAGUCCACUAAAAACUACAGAGACAUCGAUGUGGUCAACUUCUCCAGCAGCUGGACAGAUGGCUUUGCCUUCAAUGCUCUCAUCCACAGCCACAGGCCGGAGCUGUUUAACUGGAGUGUGGUGGAGCAAGAGGAUAAUGCCAUUGAGAGACUGGAUCACGCCUUCAACGUUGCGGAGAAGAGUUUGGGCAUCGACCGACUGCUGGACCCUGAGGAUGUUGCUACAACUCAUCCUGAUAAGAAAUCCAUCAUUAUGUAUGUCACCUCCCUGUUCCAAGUGCUGCCCCAUGGCGUGAGUAUGGAGGCUAUAAAAGAGGUGGAGACCCUCCCUCGAGCUACAGUAACCAAGGAGGAGCACAUACUCUUUCAGACCCAACAGCGUUACUCCCAGCAGAUCACAGUCAGUGUGGCUCAGAGUCAUGUUCGCAGCCCGUCUCCCUCAUAUAAGCCUCGAUUCAAAAGCUAUGCCUUCACUCAAGCUGCCUACGUCAAGACGCCUGAACAGCAGAGGAAGUUUCUCACCGCACAGUCUCCAGACAAGCCAGAUGAACUGCGACCGUCCCCCAGUCCCCUGCCACAGGGGCUAAAUGAGCUGGAAAGCUACCAAAGUGCCCUGGAGGAGGUCCUGACCUGGCUGCUCUCCGCGGAGGACGGCUUGCAAGCACAGCCACCCAUCUCCUCUUUUGUCGAUGAAGUCAAAGAGCAGUUUCACACCCAUGAGGGCUACAUGGUGGAGUUAACGUCACAUCAGGGCAGCGUGGGCCGGGUUCUGAAAGCAGGAAGUGUGUUAUUGUCUGGAGGGCAGCUGACUGAUGAUGAAGAGAGGGAGGUACGGGAACAGAUGAAUCUGCUCAACUCUCGCUGGGAACAUCUGCGUGUGGCCAGCAUGGAGCGACAGAGCAGGCUUCAUGAAGUUUUGAUGGGCCUGCAGCACCAGCAGCUAAAGCAGCUCUCUGAUUGGCUGGACACGACCGAAACUCGGAUUAAAAGAAUGGGAGCACAGCCUUUAGGGCCUGAACUUGAUGACAUAAAGCGUCAAAUUGAAGAGCAGAAACUCUUACAGGAAGAUCUGGAGUUGGAGCAAGUGAGAGUGAACUCUCUGACUCAUAUGGUGGUGGUUGUAGAUGAGAACAGUGGUGAUGGUGCCACCGCGGCCUUGGAGGAAAAACUACUGAUCCUUGGGGAACGCUGGGCAGCGAUCUGCAAAUGGACCGAAGAGCGUUGGAUCCUCCUUCAAAAGAUCCUACUGUGCUGGCAACAUUUCUCUGAGGAGCAGCUGCUGUUUGAUUCUUGGCUGACUCAAAAGGAGGAUUUAGUUCAGUCUAUCCAAAGAAGUGGCACAAAUGACCCAAAUGAAGUAGCCGCCAACCUAAGGAAGCUUGCUAUUUUAAAAGCAGACCUGGAGUUGAAGAGGCAGACCAUGGACAAGCUUUGCUCCCUCGUUCAAGAUCUGCUGACCAACAUUAAGAGCAAAGAGGCCGCUGGGAAACUAGAGGCGAAGCUGGAAAGGUUUGCUCAGCGCUGGGACAAAUUGGUACAGUCGCUUCAGCUCGCCAGCACCAAGUUUUCAACUAUUGUCACCACAUCCCAGUCGGAGCACACGCACACGACCAUGGCAACUGUCACCAAGGUGACCACGCACCAGAAAAAGAUGGUAAAGCAUACUAAGGAGGGCAUGUCUACCCCUCCACCUCAGAAGAAGCGGAUUGUCGUUGAUUCAGAACUGAGGAAAAGAUUUGAUGUGGACUUCACUGAAAUUCACAGUUUUAUGACUCGGUCAGAGGCUGUUUUGCAAAAUCCAGAGUUCUCAGUUUCCCGUAAGGAGGGCAGUGUGGCAGACCUUUAUGAGAAAGUGCUGGCAAUCGACAGGGAAAAACCAGAAAAGUUCAGGAAGUUGCAAGAAGCCACUCGUUCAGCCCAGGCUUUGGUGGAUCAACUCACUAACGAUGGUCAGAAUUCGGAGGACAUCGAGCAAGCGGCUCAGCAGUUACGUGCCCGAUGGGUUGAUUUCUGCGCUCUCCUAGCCGAAAGGCUGGCGUGGUUGGCCUACCAGACCAAAGUCUUGGCUUUCUACAAUCUCUUCCAGCAACUUGAGCAGGCUGUGGCGACCGCUGAGAACUGGCUCAAGGUCCAAUCGCCGCCCGCGUGCGAGCCGGAGCCUCUGAGGAUUCAGCUUGAGCGUUGCAGGGAUGAGAUCGCUCGCCUCGCCGCUCUACAACCACAAGUGGACAAGCUGCAUGAUCAACUUCAGGAGCUGCGGCAGAAAGAAGAGACGCCUGUUCUAUUUGAUGCUGACAUCUCUGCCUUCCAAGAGCACUACCACCAAGUCCUCGAGGACCUGAGGGCCAGGGAACGACAGCUUGUUCUGGUCCAGUCUAGUCUUCCACCAGCGCGUUACAAGGAUGUGAUGGCGGCGCUGCUGGCCUGGCUGCAGCAGUGUGAGAAUAAACUAGCCAUCCCGUCCACAGCAGUGACCGAGUAUCCUGUCAUGGAGCAGAGGCUCAAAGACAUCAUGGCAAUUCAGGCAGCACAGAAGGAGCAUCAGGGUGACGUGGAUGACCUCAAUAAGAUGGCCGAGCAGGUGUUCCAGAAAGCACCUCCUGAGAUCUGUCAGAAGUACCGAACUGAGCUGGACAACGUGAUGGUGCGCUGGCGUCGUGUGUCUGAACAGCUGGAGGAGAACAUCCAGAAGCUGCAGGAUCACAUGACCAAAUUACAGCAGUUCCAGAAUGAUACGAAGACUCUGCAGAAGUGGAUGGCUGAGGUCGAUGUUUUCCUGAAUGAGGAAUGGCCAGCUCUGGGAGACGCAGAGGCUUUGGAGAAACAGUUGGAACAGUGCACGGCUCUGGUGAAUGACAUCCACACCGUCCAACCAAGCCUGAACGGGAUCAAUGAGGUGGGACUGGCCUUGAAGAAGGAAGCUGAGACACCGUUUGCCAUCAAAAUACAGAAGAUGCUUGAUGAGCUCAAUGCUCAGUGGGAGCUCAUUUGCAAACAGGCUUAUGCAAAGAAAUCAGCCCUGAAAGGAGGGCUGGACAUGACGGUGAGUUUGAGGAAGGAGAUGCAGGAAAUGCAGGAGUGGAUCACCCAGGCGGAGGAAGAGUACCUGGAACGAGACUUCCAGUACAAAACACCCGAGGAGCUUUUUAAGGCCGUGGAAGAGCUGAAGCGGGCUCAAGAGGAAGUCCAUCAAAAGGAAACAAAGGUGAAGCUACUGACGGAUAAAGUCACCAAUUUCAUUUCAAAGGCUCCUCCCGUGGCGCAUGAUGCCCUGAAGGCAGAAUUGGAUGUUUUGACUUCUAACUACCAGCGACUGUGCAGCCGACUCGAUGGAAAGUGCAAGACUUUAGAGGAGGUGUGGGCAUGCUGGUGUGAGUUGCUAUCUUAUUUGGAGUUGGAGAAUGCCUGGAUGGACCUACUGGAGAAGAAACUUGAUGAAACAGAAAGCCUUCAAGGAGGUGUAGAGGAAUUAGAAGAAGCUUUGACUUCCUUAGACACAAUGAUUAGAGAGCAUCCUGAAUAUAACCGCAACCAGAUCCGUGAAUUAGCCCAGACCCUUAUGGAUGGCAGAGUCCUUGAUGAGCUCUUACACAAAAAAGUGGAGGACUACAACACACGCUGGGAUGAACUAAUGCAAAGGGCUUUACAAAGGCGACAGCAGCUGGAGAAGAGCCUGCAGUGGGCCCAGGAGAACGACAAAACCCUGCGCCUUAUUCAGGACUCUCUGAACACCACAGACCGACAUUUGACUGCUUACAUAGCAGAUGGCAUAGAUGCUGCACAGAUUCCUCAGGAGGCACAGAAAAUUCAGACUGAGUUGAAUGGUCAUGAGACGACUCUUGAUGACAUGAAGAAAAAGGCUGUUGAGGUUGACGCAUCAGAGAAAGUGAUUGGAGAAAUUGAUGCAACAUACGAUAAACUAUUUCAAGUGAAAGGCAAGUUCCGGCUUUUCCAAAAGCCAGCCAACUUUGAUCAGCGGUUGAGGGAGUGUGAGCGAGUGUUAGAGGAGGUGAAAGUGAAGCUGGGAGUGCUGAGUAUUCGGAGUGUGGAGCAGGAGGUUGUACAGUCACAGUUGGAGCAGUGCAUGAAGCUGUAUAAGAAUCUGAGUGAAGUGAAAUCGGAGGUGGAGACGGUGAUAAAGACGGGAAGACAGAUUGUGCAGAAGCAGCAGACAGAGCAACCCAAGGAGCUGGACGACAGGCUGACGGCUCUCAAACUUGCAUACAAUGUUUUGGGUUCACAGGUAACGGAAGGAAAGCAGGAACUGGAGAAGAUUUUAAAGUUAUUAAGGAAGUUUAGGAAGGAGGUCAACAGUCUGACAGAAUGGCUGGCAACUACUGAUGAGGAACUGACGCGCCGGUCUUCGGUGGAAGGGAUGCCAAGCGAUUUGGAUGCAGAGUUGGCUUGGGCCAAGGCGACGCAGGAGGACACUGAGCGUCAUAAGCCACAGCUGAAACUAGUAAGGGAGUUGGCACAAACCCUGAAGGGUUUACUUCGUAGCCAGGAGAACCUGAUUGAUGACAAGGUCAGUCUGCUCAACUGCAACUGGAUCGCGGUGACGUCACGGAGCGAGCAGUGGCUGAACCUCCUGCUGGAUUAUCAGAGUCAAAUCAAAACACUUGAGCAGAACAUUUCUCAGAUCAACGCGUGGAUGGAUCGUGCUGAAGAAAAGCUGGACGAGAUGGACAGCCAGGGCUGCAUUGAGCAUGUCAUCAAGGGUUUGCGGAUAGAGCUGGAGGAGAUGAAGGGGAAGGUUGAAGCGGUGCAGGUUCUGGCGGAGGAACUUAUAAAGAACACAGGGGAACACUGUAAAGCUCAGGUGAAACCCAAGCUAGAACAGCUCAACCAGCGCUUUGACAUCGUCGCAAAGAGGAUUCUAAUGGGACAGGCCUCCUCUCAAGAGUUAGACGAGUACCACAGACAGGCUAAUAAAUGGCUCCAGGUGCUGGACGAGGAGAUUAAAUUAGGUGAAACUCUAAAAGAGGACGAUUUCCUGGAGGAUGCGGCCAUAGAUGAGGAUGCGCUAAAUGAAGUUUUCUUAAAAGGAGAAAGUCUCCUCAAGAGAACUCCUUCUGGGGAUAAAAGAGAGGCUGUCCGUGAGAAACACAACCUUCUUCAUGACAAAUAUGACACUCUAAAGAAUCUGAGAGCCCUGAGAAAGAAGAAGGCUCUUGCUCUUGCCCCGCAGUGGUAUCAGUUCUGUAAAAAAACCGAUGACAUGAUGCAGUGGCUGGACAAAAUCGAGAAGACCCUUGCAGAGCUUCCAGAUCCUCCCGAGGAGCCGAGAGUGAAAGCAAUCGGUUCUGAGAUUGAACAACAACGUCCAAAGUUGGAGGACUUGCGUGGACUGGGCCGAGUGCUUUCAGAGGGCGGAGCUGGCAAGCUAGUGGAGCCCCGCCUCCUCCCGGUCAAUAAACGCUGGGCAGGGCUGGACGUUAAAUUCAAUCAAGUGCGCCACAAAAGUGAGCUGCAGUUUUUGCUGCAGUGUAUCGCUGACAACGAGGCUCUGCUGAACUCUCCUGACCGCUGGUCUGCAGCAUUCAUCAACGUUUCUCAACAAGAAAAGUGCCUUAAGGAGGUUAAAGUGAAUCUGGAUAAACUGGAGAGUCCAGUGACAGAGGCUUUGGGAAAGGGAGCCUCUCUUCCUGAGGAGAGUUUACUGGUCCAACUGCUCCGAGCCAACUGGGAAAACCUUAAAAAGCUCUAUCAUGACAGACUCACACGCCUUGAGAAAUCGAAGAAAUUCAGCGAAGAGUUCAAAGCGCUUGACGAUUGGCUCACACAUGCUGAGAGGACGAUUAUGAAGUAUGAACAAGACCCCAUUAAUAAUAGAGACCACCUCAAGGAGCUCCAGGGAGAGUUUGAGAAACAGGAAGCAGCAGUGAAGGGGCUCAAUGCUCUUGGGACAGAUCUGACUCCACAGUGCAGUAAGGACGACAGGGACCACAUUAAACAGCAGCUCGCCUCUAUCAACUCCCGCUGGGCCAAAGUGUCCAACCAGCUGGCUAAGAUCAAGAGACGGUCUGCCGGGGCAAAAAUUGUUCUUGCCGAGUUAAAUGAAGACAUGGGGGAGUUUCAGUCCUGGCUGGAUGCUGCAGAUGCUGUAGCUUCACUUCCUGUAGAAGCAGGUCACAAGGAGCAGCUCAGUGCAACGUUAGAAAAAGUGAAGGCCCGGGUGGUGGAACUGCCGAGCAGAAAGCAAACUCUUCAUCAGAUCAACAGCAAAGGCUCAUCUCUCCCAGCUGAUAAAGUCAAACCGUUGGAGAAACGUUUGAAGGUUAUUAACAUGCAAUGGGCCAAGGUGUCCACUGAUCUUCCUGAGAAGCAGCGACAAAUCGAGGAUCUCCUGAGGGAUUUGUCUUUGUACCAGGAACAGCUCUCCAAGCUCUCAAUUUGGGCUUCCACUACUAAGAAUCAGCUUGAGCAGUCCCCUACUGCAGUAGACCCAAAGAUUGAGGAUGAUGUAAAGGAAAAGAAACCAGCAGUGGAAGCCAUUUUGGCAAAGGAGAGACCUCCAUGUCAACCAGAAAAGGGGCAGUUUGAUGGCCUCAGUGCAGAUUGGACAUCCAUUCAAGUUCUCCUCAAAGAGUGGCGAGACAAAAGUCAGCUCGCAGCCGUAACAUUGACUGGUAGUGCAGCAGGAGAUGCAGCCCUCGAUAAAUUCAAUAAAUCCUGGACGGAGCUUGAUGAUUGGCUCGCUCUUUUGGAUCACAUGGUCCAGACUCAGAGAGUAAUGGUCGGAGAUCUUGACGAGAUCAACGACGUGACGGUGAAACUCAAGUCAACACUGCAAGACAUGGAGCAAAGAUGCCCACAGCUGAACAAACAAAUCACUGCGGCGCAGAACCUGAAGAACAAAACCAAUAACCCUGAGACACGGGCAACCAUUACAGAGCGCAUUGAAAAAUUACAGGCACAUUGGGAGGAUUCCCACACCAAGCUGAUGGACAGGGUCAUUCAGCUGCAGAACAUGUAUAAGGACUCCAGUGAUUGGUUGGAGGCCAGAAAAAGGGUGGAGCCCCUCAUUAAGAAAGCCAAUGAAAAACUAGAAAGCGGGAAGAAAAUGUCGCACAGUGUUGAUGAUUUAAAAGGCCAAAAUGCAGAUGUCAAGCAACUUUCUAAGGAUAUACAGCAGUGGCAAGCUCAAGUAAAUGUCACCAAUGAACUGGCAAACAAACUAUUGACCCUGUAUGCAGAUGACGACACAAGCAAAGUUAAACAAAUGACUGAGAGCAUGAAUCUGGCUUGGGCCAACAUCAAUAAGCGUGUAGGGGACAAGGAGGCAGAUCUGGAAGCUGGACUACGGCAAUUGCAGCAUUUCUACUUGGACCUGGAAAAAUUCCUUAAUUGGCUCACUGAGGCAGAAACCACAGCCAAUGUCUUACAAGAUGCCACAUUUAAGGAGGGACUUCUGGAAAACCCUGCCACAGUGCGGCAUUUAUUCGGGCAAUGGCAGGAUCUCCAAGCAGAGAUUGAUGCGCACGGGGAGAUGUACCAUUCGUUGGAUGAAAACGGACAGCGUAUUGUGUCAUCCCUGGAGGGGACGGACAAUGCUGUGGUGCUACAAAAGCGGCUUGAUGACAUGGGGCAGCGGUGGCAUGAGUUGUGUAACAAAGUUAUGAGUAUAAGGCCGUAUCUGGAUACAGGUGUGGAUCAGUGGAAACACUUGCACAUGUCCUUGCAAGAGCUGCUCAACUGGCUGCAGUUGAAGAGGGAGGAGCUAGAACAGGAGAAACCAGUAGGGGGCGACGUGCCGACCGUGCACCAACAACUCCUUACGCACAAGGGAUUCAGAAGAGAGUUGGGUGCCAAAGAACCUGCAAUCAGUGGAACACUCGACAAUGCUAAAGCCUUCCUUGCCGAGAUGCCUCGUGAGGGUCUGAAACAGAGGCCUGGACAAAAGGAUGUAAGUCCUGAGGAGAGGGUUCAAAAUGUGGGCCGCAUAUUGCGUAAAGAAGUGGAGGAUGUAACGGUGCGCUGGAAGAAUCUGGGUGCAGCUGCUGUUGACUGGCAGCAACAGCUGGAAUUGGCCAUGGAGAGGCUGAUGGAGCUGCAGGACGCACAGGAUCAGCUGGACUUCAAGCUACGGCAGGCUGAGACUGUGAAGAAUUCUUGGAAGCCUGUUGGGGAGCUGCUUGUAGAUGAUUUGCAAAACCACAUAGACCGAGUAAAGGUAUUCCAGGAGGAGAUCGCUCCCAUUCAGGAUAAUGUAAAUCAGGUCAACCAACUGGCCUCCACAUUUAGACCACCUGACAUUCAGCUCUCUCCAGACAACCUGAGCAGAAUCGAUGACCUCAACAUGAGAUGGAGGCUUCUGCAGGUCUCCAUUGAGGAGCAUCUGACCCAGCUGACCACAGCCUACAAGGACUUGGGACCCCAGACUCAGAAAUUCCUUCAUGCGUCUGUUGAAAGCCCUCUUGAACGCUCUAUUUCGCCCAACAAUGUCCCCUACUAUAUCAAUCACCAGACCCAAACAACAUGUUGGGACCACCCAAAGAUGGCAGAACUCUACCAGUCAUUAGCGGAUCUCAACAACGUACGAUUCUCUGCAUACAGGACGGCAAUGAAGCUCAGGCGAAUGCAGAAAGCUCUCUGCUUGGAUCUUCUGGGCAUGUCUGCAGCAUGUGAGGCCUUUGAGCAGCACAAUCUGAAACAGAAUGAGCAAUUCAUGGACAUCAUGCAGGUGAUCAACUGUCUGACCAGCAUCUACGACCGCCUGGAGCAGCAGCACAGCAGCCUGGUCAACGUGCCUCUCUGCGUGGACAUGUGUCUCAACUGGCUGCUCAACGUUUAUGAUACAGGACGAGCUGGCAAGAUUCGUACCCUAUCUUUCAAAACAGGAAUAAUCUGUUUGUGCAAAGCUCACCUUGAAGAUAAGUACAGAUUUUUAUUCAGAGAGGUGGCCAGUGCCACAGGCUUCUGUGACCAGCGGCGCCUCGGCCUCCUUCUGCACGACGCCAUUCAGAUCCCCAGACAGCUGGGUGAGGUGGCAUCUUUCGGAGGGAGCAAUAUCGAGCCCAGUGUGCGCAGCUGCUUUCAGUUUGCCAAUAACAAACCCGAGCUAGAAGCUUCUGUCUUCUUGGACUGGAUGCGUUUAGAACCUCAGUCGAUGGUUUGGCUCCCUGUCCUUCACCGUGUGGCGGCCGCUGAGACAGCAAAGCACCAGGCUAAAUGCAACAUUUGUAAGGAAUGUCCUAUUAUUGGCUUCAGGUACCGAAGUUUAAAGCACUUUAACUAUGAUAUCUGCCAAAGCUGCUUCUUUUCUGGCAGAGUGGCCAAAGGUCACAAGAUGCAGUACCCUAUGGUUGAAUAUUGCACACCGACGACGUCAGGAGAGGACGUGAGAGACUUUGCUAAGGUGUUGAAGAACAAGUUUAGGACAAAGCGUUAUUUUGCCAAGCAUCCUCGCAUGGGUUACCUCCCUGUCCAAACCAUCCUUGAAGGAGACAACAUGGAGACUCCUGUUACACUGAUCAACUUCUGGCCUGUUGACCAUCCGCCAUCAUCUUCCCCACAACUCUCCCAUGACGACACACACUCGCGCAUCGAGCAUUACGCUAGCAGGCUAGCUGAAAUGGAGACCCGAAAUGGCUCAUAUAUGAAUGACAAUGUAUCGCCCAAUGAAAGCAUGGAUGAUGAGCAUCUGCUGAUCCAGCAUUACUGCCAGAGUCUGAAUCAAGGCUCUCCACUCAGCCAGCCACAGAGCCCCGCUCAGAUCCUCAUCUCAAUGGAGUCUGAAGAGAAGGGAGAGCUUGAGAGAGUUCUCAGCGAUCUGGAGCAGGAGAACAGGAAGCUGCAGUCAGAGUACGAUCGUCUGAAGAAGGCACACGACCACAAGGGGCUGUCGCCGCUGCCCUCACCCCCACAGAUGCUGCCAGUCUCGCCCCAGAGUCCACGGGACGCAGAACUGAUCGCAGAGGCCAAACUACUGCGGCAGCACAAGGGACGUUUGGAAGCAAGAAUGCAAAUCCUGGAGGAUCACAACAAACAGCUGGAAUCACAGCUCAAACGCCUUAGACAGUUACUUGAGCAGCCACAGACUGAGUCCAAGGUGAAUGGUACUGCCCUGUCCUCACCCUCCACUGCCUCUCCGAGAUCUGACACCAGCCUGGCCUCACUGCGUGUGGCCGCAAGCCAAACCACAGAGACCAUGGGUGAUGAUGAGCUGUCCAGUCCCUCCCAGGAUGCAAGCACUGGAUUAGAGGACGUCAUCGAGCAGCUCAACAAUUCCUUCCCUCACAGCCAAGGUCCUAAUGUGGGAAGUCUCUUCCACAUGGUCGAUAACAUUGGACAUGCCAUGGAGUCGUUGGUUAAUGUAAUAACCGAGGAGCAGGAUUUAGACUGAAGAUAUCUUCUCCUCGUUGCAUGCUUUUGUAGUGUCAACAACUGGACAGGAUAUGUUUACAAUGGGAAUAUCAAUAAAAAUCUAUUUUUCUGAAGGAUCGCGGUUCCACAUUGUAGAUUUGAUCUUUAGUAGUUUCAGUAGUUUCUUACGGAGAGUCUAGAAUUGUUUAUUAAUAAUAAUAAUUUAAAAAAAAAAGGUUUUUAAACUUCUAUGCAAUUGUACAAAAACAGAACGAAAGGUGCGUGAUAACAUGUAACAUUGCGUGCCACGUCUUUGUACAAAGUGGAGCGCAUUUUAAAAGUGUUUUAUCUAAAUGGGUGACUUGAGUAUAUGCAGGGGUUCUUUAUCAACUCAUUUUGUUUGUAACAAAAUAACAAAUGCAUAUUAAAAGGCAAGUCCGGUAUCUCUGUA